UGGAAAAGCAACCCGUUCUUGUCGUGAUUGGAUUGGAGAGAGCCCGCGGUGAGGGUGAUUGCGCGCUGGAUCGGAGAUGGGUUUGUCGAGAAGUUGGGUGAUGGCGUCGGAAGUCGGUGGACUGGAUUCCUUUGCCUAUCUGUCCGUAGCUCCAGGUUUCCGUAGAGCGGGCGUAGAAAUUGGGGGUGGGAGGUUUGCAGGGUCUGGGUGGUUGUGUGGUUCGGAUUGUGGAGAUUCGGGGGGGAUUGUCUGAUCCCUAACCAAUUUUGAGGUGGUACGAGUGACGUUGAGCGCACAGAUGGGGAUAGCUGUUAGGUUAAGCGGUAGAAGUGGAGCGAAAGGUGCACUGCCGGAUUGCGGUGCGGAUCUGGCACGAUUCGUCGUUUUGCUCGAUUGUGUGCGGGACGCGCCGUUAUGGCAAUAGCGUGGUGAGGCUUAGGUCGCGGAUCUGUGCACGGUGGGUUGGGAAGCGGAGAUUGUGCGAUGGUCGAUACAGGCACGGCUCUGUUUCAGGUGGAGUGUCGGCGGUGGGCAGGAGAGUGGUGGAGUCCCGGUUUGGCACUCUCAAUUGACGGGCCACGAGGAAUGCAAUGUUGGUGAGGUCGUAGCGGGGGUAGAGUUCGGUGGUGGCGGCGACCGGGCCGGUGGUUGUCGGCGCUUGGUACUUCCACUGGCCGAGCUGGUGGAGCUGCGGAGGCACGCUUGACAUGGUGAGGGACGGCGUGUGGAGGUGCAAGGGUCAGUGGGAGACCUAAGCGCCCAGCCGAUCCACGGGUGUGACGGAUUUGUCUGGGCUGGGGUGCGCGAGGGUGGGUUGUUGGCAUUGGUUCGGCGAGACGGGCGUGGGCGGCGUUGGAAGGGGAGAGAACGGAGCGCAGGUGGAUCGCGAGUGUGAGUGAUGGCGGAGAGGAACGGCAGCCCUCUGCUGGGGCGGCAGAGAAGCGUGGGCAUGCCUCCUCCGCGAUCCGGGCAGGGGGCGGGGUCGGGGUCGGGUUCGAUCAACUCCGUGAAGAAGAGCCAGAAUUACGCGGCCAAGGCCGCGGCAGCGCGGCUGGCGCAGGUGAUGCAGGCGAAUCGCGAUUCCAUAGACGACGAGGAGGAGGACAUGGACAUUCCCCGUUACAGUCCUUACAUCCCGAGCGCGAGGGAUUCUUCGAGGGAUCAGUCUCCUCACUUGGCUCCCAGGGGGCGGUAUGACAGCAGUCCUGCGACUCUGGGGAGCACGUUGCGGCCGUCUGCGAACCCCCGGGGUGCGCUGCGGCCGACGACUCUGGUCGCUGCACAGCAGGCUGCAGUGCAGCGACCGCGGCCGGUGCUGCCCCCGGCUGCGGCGAGGUCGACGUCUCCGACGCCCGAGCCGCUGGUGGAUCGCGCGCGGAGGUUCUCGUCCGAUUCGCUGCCUUCGUCGUCUGGGAGCGGGCGCGAUUCGUCGGGACCGAAUUCGAGGAGAGAAACGGCCGCUCUGCGCGACGAGAUUGACAUGCUGCAGGAGGAGAACGAGACGCUGCAGGACAAGCUGCGGAUGGUGGAGGAGAGGUUGGCGGAGAGGGAGCUGCGGUCGCGGGAGCUGGAGAAGCAGGUGACCGCGCUGGGAGAGGGGAUCUCGCUGGACUCGCGCAUUCUGAACAGGAAGGAGCAGUUUCUGAAGCAGCGCGAGGCCGCCCUGAAGGCCGCGAAGGAGCAGAGCAAGGAUGUGAAGGACGAUGAGAUCGCGGCGCUGCGGGAAGAGGCGGAGAUGGCGAGGGAGGAGGCGGUGGCGGCAUCGGAAGCGGCUCGGGAGGUGGAAAUCGAAGUGAAGGCGCUGCGGACGAUGACGCAUCGGAUGAUUUUGACGCAGGAGGAGAUGGAGGAGGUGGUGCUGAAGCGAUGCUGGCUGGCGCGGUACUGGGAUUUGGCGGCGAAGCAGGGGAUACACCCAGAGAUCGCGUCGGGGAAGUCGGACUUCUGGUCGUCGCUGGCGCCGCUGCCGCUGGAGGUGGUGCUGUCGGCGGGGCAGCGCGCGAAGGAGGAGCCGAGAGGCGGGAGCCGACAGAGCGCGGCAGCGAAUGCGACGAAGGGGAGGACGCGGGACGUGAACGACAUCACCGGGGAGGGCAACAUCGAGAGCAUGCUGGCGGUGGAGAAAGGGCUGAGGGAGCUGGCGGCUCUGAAGGUGGAGGACGCGGUGAUGCUGGCGCUGGCCCGUCACCGGCAGAAGGCGGACGCGCGGCAGUCGAUGGACGGGCUGAAGGGGCCGGACGCAUUCGAGCUGAGCCCGGCGGAGGUGGAGGAGGUGCAGUUCAAGCAGGCGUGGUUGGUGUACUUCUGGAGGCGCGCGAAGACGAACGGCGUGGAGGCGGACUACGCGGACGAGUGCAUACAGCUGUGGAUCAGCCGGGCGAUGAUGCAGCCGACGGUGCGCGACCUGGUGGACGUGGAGCGCGGCUUGAUGGAGCUUCAGAAGCUGGGGGUAGAGGAGCAGCUGUGGAACGUAUCGCGGAGGGAGAUAGCGAACGAGGCCGCGAACCAGAAGGUGGAUGUGCUGGAGGCGCUGCAAGCGCCGAGCAGCUUGCAGAGGGUGACGAGCGCGCCCACUCUGCAGUAGGGGGGGGGGGGGGGGCAACGUGGAAUUUUUUAGGCCCACGUUGGCGCGAUAGUUUAGGACGGGGGCACACACGGAAGAGGAGCCCACAGUGAGGGGAGCGGGAGAGAGCCCGGACAUGAGCGGCAGAUUGUUGAGUUGAGGGAGGUAGGGCGGCGGAACGGGGCAGAAAUUCGCAGGGCCGUUUGCAGUGGCAGUUGCGGUGGGCGGCGGUGCAGGGAGGAGGGUGGUGCGAACGGGAGCGUCGGAGUCGUGAUGAAUGCGUGAAGUGGAGCAUGAGCGUGGCGGGAUGACAAUGCCAGGGCUUUUGGGGUGGGACUGGACGCGAGUGCAGUGGAGAGGAGGAGUUUGCGGGAUGGUGGGGUUGGAGGAGGGCGGAUAGUGAGGAGCAGUGCUACUUGGAGGGGGGGGUGUUGGAAGCAAUGCAAACACGGGAGGCUUGACGGCGUGGGUGAGAUGUUUAGAUCUCGGCCUUGAAUGGUGCGGGAAAGGACAGUGGAGUGGAGGUGUGGUUUGUGGAGGUGGCGGAGGUGGAGCAGUUGGUGAUAUGGGAGGAGUUCUGGUAGGUGGCAGCACAAAGUUUGUAAAGUGAAGGGCCGGCGGUGUGAAGGUAGUUGAGUGGUGGUAAGGUUACAGCAUUGGAGCGGAGGAACCAUCGUGAGCGCUCGACAUGUUAGAAGGGGGUGUCACUUGCUGGAGGUACGCAAUUGGCGUCGGGGGUGGAGUCCCGUGAGUUCGUUGUCCAGUUAUUUCGACCCCUUGGCAGGCUGGACUCAGGACGCUGGGUAUGACGCAGUGAACGGUGGAGUGGUUUAGGGACAUUCUGAACAAUGACGUGGUGCUGCGUAGUGUAGCGUAAACGCGAAGGCAUGAUAGUGAUGGCAGCCGUUGACGCCGUGGGUGCUGUAUUUGAAAGAAUCAAUUUCAACAGGCGGAGGUUUAGCUUGGAAGUGUAGGGAACUUGUGCAAAUGCGACGACUAAUGAGCUUAGAGAUGGAUGAUGCAGGAUUUGUUUGCAGUCCUUCAUAGGGAUGUUUUUACUCUGCUUUUUUCUCUCAACGCAGUUUCUCGAGAAGUGUGGAAUGAGAUGUUGAAAAGGUAGGAAUUCUAAUUCUUACAAUUUUGGUGAUAGGUUGUUUGUACCAUGGGUUUGGCCUUUUGGGGAAUGGCUUAUUUACCCUUUCUGCUCCUCACCAGGGGCGCUUAUCGGUGUUUGUCCUGCAGUCCGCAGGAUUUGCCACAUGGAGCUGUGACUGGAAAGGCGGUUCAGUUUAAGGAUGGUGCUUUCAAUCCAGGACAUACAAUUUCAUUAAAAUUCUUUCAUUGACGUACAUGCGCUGCAAUAUUUCCGUUACAGGUUUCGCGGCAUCGUCGUUUUAAUGUCGCUAUUGUCUGCUAUCCAGCUGCUCAUGUCGUCCGUAAAGGUGGCUUCUGAUUUUAUAGGUUAAAUUAGUGUGCGUGGCAUUUGUUACUGCCAGAGUCUUGCCUUGUCACAACGGAAAUGCGAAAUACACCGGUCGCGAACACGCAUAUUUCCCCUU
Molecule: messenger RNA, 4122 nt
Organism: Physcomitrium patens
Lineage: Eukaryota; Viridiplantae; Streptophyta; Bryopsida; Funariales; Funariaceae
Biological process (GO): cytokinesis by cell plate formation
Source: RefSeq, a predicted model, not a curated record